AUGGAUCCCGAGGCCCCGGAGCCGCCCGUCCUUCUGAGAGAGGCGGCCAAGAGGAGGCGGCGGAGGAUGAAGGCGCACGGCGCCCCGGGCCCCCCGGUUCCCCCGGCUCCCUCGGAGCUGAUCCCCAUCGAGUUCACCCUGCCCGCCCGGCGGCGGGACUGCCCCGAGACCCCCGAGACGGUGACCUUGGACGUACCGGGGAACGGCAGCGUGGAGCAGAUGAAGGCCCGGCUGUGGGCCCACGCGGCCGAGCUCGGCCGUCUCGGCGCCUUCUUCCAGCGCAGCCGCCCGGACCAGUUCCUGCUGCUCUACCAGAAGAGGGGCCAGUGGUACGAAGUGUACGACCGGCACCAGGCCGUCCAGACCCUGGACUGCGUGCUCCACUGGAAGGCGGCGGGCCUGCCCGUGGGCCGCAUCCGGGUGGCGCCCAGGGCGCAGCCGUCGCCGGACGCGCUGGACUUCCAGCGCCGGCUGACCGAGCUGAUGGGCUACGACGUGACGGACGUGAGCAACGUGCACGACGACGAGCUGGAGUCCACCCGCCGCCGGCUGCUGGCCCCGCGGGCGGCCGAGGUGGCGGGCCGGGACCCCGGGCUCUACGCCAUGCACCCCUGGGUCACGUCCAAGCCGCUGCCCGACUACCUGCGGGGCAAGGUGGCCAACGGCCACAUCCUGCUGGUCAUCCACCGGGGCACCACCAGCCAGACGGUCAAGGUGUCCGUGGACGAGACCCCCGGGGCCGUCCUGCGGGGCUUCUUCACCCGGAUGGCCAAGAAGAAGUCGCUGAUGGGCAUCCCCGAGGGCCUGGGCGAGCGGGACUUCGUGCUGCGGGUCUGCGGGCGGGACGAGUACCUGGUGGGCGAGACGCCCGUCAAGAACUUCCAGUGGGUCCGGCAGUGCCUGAAGAACGGCGACGACAUCCACCUGGUCUUGGAGGCGCCGCCGGACCCGGCCCUGGACCGGGUGCGGGAGGAGGACUGGCCGCUCGUGGACGACGGCCCCGGAGCCACGGGCUACCACGACCAGCUGACGGUGGCGGGCAAGAGCCCCGAGCGGGUGCUCACCGUGUCCCUGUGGGACUGCGACCGGCGCUUCCGGGUCAAGAUCCGGGGCUUCGACGGGCCGGCCGCCGCCGCCCCCCGGGGCCCCGACCCCACCGUCUUCGUGGAGGCCAAGGUCCAGCACGGGCAGCAGCUGCUGAGCCAGAGCCGGACGGCCGGCAAGCCCUGGGCCGAGGAGGUGCUGUGGAAUCAGUGGCUCGAGUUCGGCAUCCGGAUCAAGGAUCUGCCCCGGGGCGCCCUGCUCAACCUGCAGAUCUACUGCGGCCGGGCCCAGGGCGGGCCGCCCCCCGCGCCCGGCCCCCCCGGCUCCGACCCCCGGGCCCGGCCCCAGCUGCUCUACUACGUCAACCUGCUGCUGGUGGACCACCGCUCCCUCCUGCGCCGCGGGGGCUUCGUCCUGCACAUGUGGAAGGCCUCCGGGAAGGAGGACGGCCGCGGCAGCGUCAACGCCGACAAGCUCACCUUGGCCACCAACCCCGACAAGGAGAACUCCGUGGCCAUCUCCGUCCUGCUGGACGACUACUGCCACCCCGUCGCCCUGCCCAAGCACCGGCCCGCCGCCGCCCCCCCGGACGGGGCCGGGGCCGGGGGCCGGGCCGAGAUGCCCAACCAGCUCCGCAAGCAGCUGGAGGAGAUCGUCGCCACCGACCCCCUCCACCCGCUCAGCGCCGAGGACAAGGAGCUGCUCUGGCACUUCCGACACGAGAGCCUGAAGCACCCGGAGGCCUACCCCAAGCUCUUCGGGGCCGUCGACUGGGGCCGGCAGGAGACCGUGGCCGUGGCCUACCAGCUGCUCGCCCGCCGCGAGGUCUGGGACCGCAGCGCCCUGGACGUCGGCCUGACCCUGCAGCUCCUGGACUGCAACUUCUCCGACGAGAACGUGCGCGCCAUGGCCGUGCGGAAGCUGGAGGGCCUGGAGGAUGACGACGUCCUGCACUUCCUGCUGCAGCUGGUGCAGGCCGUGAAGUUUGAACCAUACCACGACAGCGCCCUGGCCCGAUUCCUGCUGAGGCGCGGUCUGAGGAACAAGAGGAUCGGCCACUUCCUGUUCUGGUUCUUGCGGAGCGAGAUCGCGCAGUCGCCUCACUAUCAGCAGAGGUUCGCGGUGCUCCUGGAGGCCUACCUCCGGGGAUGCGGCCAAGCCAUGCUCCAAGACUUCACCAGGCAAGUCCAGGUCACCCGCCUGCUGCACAAGCUGACGCUCGAAAUCAAGUCGCUCUCCGCCGACAAGUACGACGUCACCCCCCAAGUCGUUGCUCAACUUAAGGAGAAGCUUGAAAACCUGCAGAAUUCCCACCUUCCGGACAGUUUCAGAGUUCCCUAUGAUCCAGGCUUGAAGGCGGGAAAGUUGGUGAUUGAAAAAUGCAAAGUGAUGGCCUCCAAGAAAAAGCCCCUCUGGCUGGAGUUCCAGUGCGCCGACCCCACGGCCCUGUCCAGCGAGACCAUCGGGGUCAUCUUCAAGCACGGUGACGACCUCCGGCAGGACAUGCUCAUCCUACAGAUCCUACGAAUUAUGGAGUCGAUCUGGGAGACGGAGUCUUUGGACUUGUGUCUGCUGCCUUAUGGCUGCAUUUCCACGGGAGAUAAAAUAGGAAUGAUUGAGAUCGUCAAGGACGCGACCACAAUUGCUAAGAUCCAGCAAAGCACUGUGGGAAACACCGGAGCCUUCAAGGAUGAAGUGUUACAUCAUUGGCUCAGAGAAAAAUGCCCAAUUGAAGAAAAGCUCCAGGCGGCCGUGGCACGGUUCGUGUACUCCUGCGCAGGCUACUGUGUGGCCACCUUUGUGCUGGGCAUCGGAGACCGACACAACGACAACAUCAUGAUAACCGAGUCCGGAAAUCUGUUCCAUAUCGACUUCGGGCACAUUCUGGGGAAUUACAAAAGUUUCCUGGGCAUCAGCAAAGAGAGGGUCCCCUUUGUGCUGACUCCGGACUUCCUGUUUGUGAUGGGGACAGCCGGGAAGAAGACCAGCAGGCACUUCCAGAAAUUUCAGGAUGUUUGUGUCCGAGCUUAUCUGGCCCUGCGGCACCACACCAACCUGCUGAUCAUCCUGUUUUCCAUGAUGCUGAUGACGGGGAUGCCCCAGCUGACCAGUAAGGAGGACAUCGCCUACAUCCGGGACGCCCUGACCGUGGGGAAGAGCGAAGAGGAGGCGGAGAAGUACUUCCUGGACCAGAUUGAGGUGUGCCGAGACAAGGGCUGGACGGUGCAGUGCAACUGGUUCCUGCACCUGGUGCUGGGCAUCAAACAAGGCGAGAAGCACUCUACGUAGUCCCGGCCGGCGGCGGUUAGCCGGGGGGAGCAUCCCCGAACCCGGACCUUGCGACCUUCUGCGGCCUCGGCCUUUGGGGUGCUCUUGCUUAUCGGUUUGACGCUCCCCUAAUACAUGCCCUUUUCUGCUGGCUUUGGCCAACCCGAGGAGAGUGCCCCACACCCAGGACUGCCCUCCUUCCCCCCAAAACCUUGCCAACGCGCGUCUCCCCAAGAGUCCUGUCGGGACCACCCCGGGGUCGUCGACACAUUGAGAGACGAACCAUUUUCAGGCAAGCUGGGCAGAGGAUGCGCUCCUUGACGUGAGUGAGGCCUCGAGGCUAGCGGAGGAGUGCUGGGAAAGAGCAGUGGCAGCGACAGGCAGAUCAGAGGCCAUUUAAGCUCUCCGCGUUCCCAGCCCGCGUUGUCCAUCUGUUCUUCGGAAAUCAGGC
Messenger RNA from Tachyglossus aculeatus (Australian echidna), 3763 nucleotides. RefSeq names its product phosphatidylinositol-4,5-bisphosphate 3-kinase catalytic subunit gamma (gene PIK3CG). NCBI's taxonomy places the organism in Eukaryota, Metazoa, Chordata, Mammalia, Monotremata, Tachyglossidae. Gene Ontology annotation, molecular function: 1-phosphatidylinositol-4-phosphate 3-kinase activity; 1-phosphatidylinositol-3-kinase activity. The record is from RefSeq and is a predicted model, not a curated record. Gene Ontology annotation, cellular component: plasma membrane; phosphatidylinositol 3-kinase complex, class IA; cytoplasm. Gene Ontology annotation, biological process: cell migration; phosphatidylinositol-mediated signaling; phosphatidylinositol 3-kinase/protein kinase B signal transduction.